Mesocestoides corti is the source of this 462-nucleotide messenger RNA. The record is from the annotation of a GenBank genome assembly. Lineage: Eukaryota; Metazoa; Platyhelminthes; Cestoda; Cyclophyllidea; Mesocestoididae.
AUGGAUGAAACUAACGAGGAGGUUGAAGUCCUUAUUGCUGACAAUCCUUUUGCAAAUAUGACGUUUGAUGAAAAGCUGAAUUAUGUUUCUGUCAUUGCAAAGCCAAUGGCGUCGGAAAAGCUUACUAAACGCCUUGGCAAGCUCAUGAAGAAGGCCAAACGCGUUAGGAUGAUUUCUUGCGGAGUUAAAGAUGUUGUGAAACAAAUUGUGAAAAAGAACUCGCCUGGUAUUUUGGUGAUUGCGGGUGAUGUAAGCCCUAUUGACACAGUCACGCAUAUCCCUUUGAUAUGUGAAUCCCACAACAUCCCCUACUGUUACGUUCCAUCACGCUUUGAUCUGGGCUCAAGCUUUUCGUCGAACUUAAAUUCUCUCUGUGUAUUUAUUAAACCCCACGAGGAAUACGAAGCUUUGUACAGUAAGUGUCACGAUGCUGUCGAUAGUCUGCCAUUACCCAUACAUUAA